AUGGCUUCAUCACUCGCUUCCUCUGUGUCUUCCCUCCAGUCGUCACUACAAUUACUUGAUAAUUCCAUCUCCACCCUCGAUGAGGGCGUUAGUGAUUUCCCCCGCCUUUGCAGGGUCCUUCAAACCACGCGGCAUUUUGAGCUUCUACCCGAACCUACCCUACGAGAAGCACAGCAAUCUCUUUCAGACGAAAUCUCACCCAGCAUCGCCCACUUACUCUCCCUCGCAUCGAACCACGUCGAAAAGCUAGCCCGCCGUGAGCAAGGCCUGAAAGCUAAGUGUGAACUUCAGGAAGGGCGCAUGUCUUCACAACCGGAAAACCGAUCUUCAGCUUCGCGCGCCCAGGCACAGAGCGCUUCGAUGCGGGGUCAACUGGCGGGAUCAACAAGCAAUGCAGCCUCCAAGGCUGCGGAGCUACGUCGAUUGAUCCAGAAGAAGGAGCGCCUCAAGUAUGCUGUUGAAAGACUGGAGUUGCAAAGUACUCAGCGUCAGCGACAAUUGAGAAAGAGCAUGGCUGCACAGUGA
Molecule: messenger RNA, 525 nt
Organism: Penicillium angulare
Lineage: Eukaryota; Fungi; Ascomycota; Eurotiomycetes; Eurotiales; Aspergillaceae
Product: DASH complex subunit SPC19
Exons: 2
Coding region: 1-525 (174 amino acids)
Biological process (GO): attachment of spindle microtubules to kinetochore
Cellular component (GO): spindle microtubule; DASH complex
Source: RefSeq, a predicted model, not a curated record